ACGGUGGGUCGAAGUCAGGGCGAUCAAUGACCUUUCGAAGUGGGCCACAAAGGAGCCCGUUCUGGAACUUUUGCCUCGCGCCCGAGACCUUACCAUUGGGACGGAACCUGGACAUGAACCAGAGUACCCAGCUACCAACAGCGGCCCGUGAAACAACCGGCCUGGCUCUUGGGGCGCCUGUCAGCCAGCCACCGCCGCCACCCAUGUACUUGAGUGCUGCGUGCAACUUCACGACCUAGCAUUCCUCAAGGCAUCGCCGAGCAGUCUCCUAAUUCGGUUGGGGUUGACCAGCAGGAGAAAAUCCUGACUGUACAUGUCCUGGCCGCAAUCCUCCGGAGAUAGAGUAUGCGAUUCAUCCAUAUGACUGGUCCAUCUGGCUGUCUGUCAACCAUCCGCCGUCAUCCCGCCCCUGCUGGGUGAGCACUAUGGAUCAGACCAGGGGUACCCCUGCACCUCCGAGCGGCCCUUCUGCAGGGGCAACACCAACAUCUCGGCCUGCAUGGGCCUAACCACCUGGGCAUCUUGUUUUACCGCCGCCAACAAACAACACAACAAGAAUAAUCAUGUCUGCUUGUCUUGUUUUCUCCGUUGGCUGGUGUGGGGCCCGGGCCUUUUUUAUCGUUCCCUCCUUCUCGUGGCUGCCCACCCCUGCCGCAUGCAUCUGCGUCUAGGCGAGCCUUUGCGCUGCCGGCGAGCCCACCCUGGGAAUGUUGGAAUCAUCAACACCAAGGCCCCGCCGCCUUGGCCUAGCAUCCCCCUCUAUAUGACCCUCUUGUCCCUCUUCUCGGCACAUUUCCCCUUCCCGGGUUGUUCCUGUUUCUCUCUCCUGCCUUUCUUGCCCUGUUCCCUAUCCCGCCCUUCACUUGUGCCAGUCACUCCGUGGUUUUGUUCUUCUCCGGUUCACUCAUUGACCAGACCCACGUCACUCUCAUUUGCAAAGCUGCUGCGCACUUUUCAUUCUUUGACAAGCCAGUCAACUUGCCCCUCGACACUUGUGUCGGUCCCAUUCCUUGAAAACCCCAGCCGUUACUCUUCGUACGCCUGGUACCAUACAAACAACAUCCCAAGUGGAAAAUACAAACCCUCCCUUUGGCAAUACUAUCUAUCAUUCAGUCUGCUUGCCCCGGCUCAAGCAUCACCACUACAGAAACACAGUGGAAAGAAUCUUUCAUUUGGAAAUACAAACAUCCCAUUCUUUAGAGAAACCCUUAGGGAACCAACACCAAAAGACAUAUCAAUAUGAGGUGUUCAAGUGCUCUCCUGGCUGCACUUGCAGUCACCGUGCAGGCAGCAAAGGACGAGAGGACCUUCGCCGUGCUACGCUUCUACGGAGAUGGACCCCUUCUGGAGGACAUGGUCGACCCCAUCGUGUCGCCCGGCCAGCCGUCUUCCCAUAUGCACACCCUCAUGGGAGGAAGCAACAUCGGUGUCUCGGCCACUGGCGAGACCAUGAUGGAGUCCAACUGCAGCAACGCCCUCAUCGUUGGCGAUAACUCCGGGUACUGGGUGCCCAAGCUGUUCUUCCACGACAAGGCCGCCAACACCUUCGAGCCGGUCAACAUGUUCUACAUGAACGUCUACUACUUCUUCGAGCCCACCGACGACGAGGUCAAGGCCUUCCCUGUCGGCCUGCAGAUGGUUGCCGGCGACGCCUCCCUCCGCACCUGCCCGGACUUUGGCGGCGAGCUUCAGCUGGACGGCUCCAAGCCCGUGCAGCCCUCCAUGUGGACCUGCCCGCGGUCCGACUACAACGUGCCCGGCUGGCCCUCCGCCUCCGAGUCCGACGGCUCCAAGGCCGGCAUCGCGGACCCCAACGCCCAGGGCCAGGGCCAGGGCUUCCCCUUUGCCGAGUGCGACGGCUACGCCUCGCCCCUGCGCCAGGACGUGCACAUGCCCUCGUGCUACGACCCGUCAAAGGACCUGACCGACUACAAGAACAACAUGGUCUACCCCACCGUCAACAUGGCCACCGGCAAGCAGAACUGCCCCGAGGGCUUCGUGCAUGUGCCUCACCUCUUCUACGAGAUGUACUGGAACACCCCGCUCUUCAAGGACAGGUGGACCCCCGGCCAGGGGUCCCAGCCUUUCGUCCUCUCCAACGGUGACCUCACGGGCUGCUCCUCUCACGCAGACUUCCUCGCGGCCUGGGAGCCUGAGACCCUGCAGCAUAUCAUCGAUACCUGCGACGCCGGUGACCUGGGCAUGGACCAGUGCGCCGGCGUUACCGUCAGGGACAGGUCCGGAAGCUGCGACGCUGCCGCCCCGCCGGCUCAGGCCAAGAUCGCCAGUACCAGCAUGAAGGCCCUGCCAGGUAACAACCCUCUUGCCGGAUGGGGAGUGGGAAGCUCGGCCAACGUGCCGUCGACUGGCUCCGGGUCCAGCUCAGGCUCCGGAUCAGGAUCAGGCUCAGGAUCAGGCUCCUCUGGAAGUGACAACAGCGCCCCGAAGCCCGCCUCCUCGUCUGCCUCCUCCUCAGCCCCCAUCGCCGUCGCCACCGACAACACCGAGCCCGAGGAAGUCCCCGAAAACAACAAAAACACCGCCCCAGAGAAGGAGAACAACCCAGCCCCACCGCCAGCGGCCCAGGUGACCCCGCCGCCCUCGCCGCCCGUCGUGGACGACGAUGCCGCCAUCCUUCCUGCGCCAGUCACGUCCUCCGUCGUUACGCUGCCCAACGGCGAUGUCUCGACCAUCUGGGAGACGCUGUGGGUCACCGUCACCCAGACGGUGUACGAGGGGGCCGAGGAGACGGACGCGCCGUACAAGAGGGAUGUUGGCCACGCGCAUGGGCACGCUCACGCUCGCGAGCACAUGCUUCGGCACCGCUCGCCUCACGCAAGGCGGCUCAGGCGAUAGGUGGGAUUCGGGCCAUCAACUUGAUUCAAUCCAUUCUUCAGACUUUGUGCGCAUGAUUUUUCACUUCUCUUAGGGGGGCGUGCAUGAACGCAGGCCCCCCCUUCCCAUUAGACGAUUAGGGUGGAUCUUUCUUUCAUUUCUUGUUAGCGAUCGGCAACUUAGGGUGGGACUGGUUAGCUAGGUAUAUCAACUUGGCUGGAAUAGAGAACGGAGUUUUGACAGACAGGGCUCCAGGUUGGCGGGGAAAAGUGAAGCGAUGCUUUGGAGAUCUGAACACCUGGGAAAGGUGAAGGGGAAGAAGUGGGGACAUUUUCACCUGAUGACUUAUGACGGAUGCUUUUGUCCUUGCCUUGAGUGUCACUUACCAUUGUGUAUAUGUACCCAGGUAUAUCCACUACAAUACAAACAGAUAUACUGCC
Messenger RNA from Diaporthe batatas, 3275 nucleotides. RefSeq lists its product as uncharacterized. The transcript has a single exon. The record is from RefSeq and is a predicted model, not a curated record. Lineage: Eukaryota; Fungi; Ascomycota; Sordariomycetes; Diaporthales; Diaporthaceae. Bases 1240 to 2856 code for a protein of 538 amino acids.